AUGGGAGUCGUCUGCUCGUCGCAAAAGGAAAAGCUCGACGAUGAACAGAUUGAAGAACUUGCUUCCACCCUCAAACAACCGUUGACAUCAGAUAGAGAUCUCAAUUCGAAAAGUUUCGAGAGUUCCUACGAACAGGCGUCAAUGUUUAACCAAAAACGAAAAGUCUUUUCGUUCCGCGUGAUUGCCGGCGCCACUCAUUGCAAACAUCUUAUGAAAGAACUCCAACGUACCACUCACGAGAAACAAAUGCUGAGCGAACGGUUGACGGAAUUGCACAAAAAUCAUAAGGAGCUCUUCAAAUGCAACACACGC
This is a messenger RNA of Mesorhabditis belari, 312 nucleotides long. NCBI's taxonomy places the organism in Eukaryota, Metazoa, Nematoda, Chromadorea, Rhabditida, Rhabditidae. The record is from the annotation of a GenBank genome assembly.